Molecule: messenger RNA, 1089 nt
Organism: Arachis duranensis
Lineage: Eukaryota; Viridiplantae; Streptophyta; Magnoliopsida; Fabales; Fabaceae
Product: AT-rich interactive domain-containing protein 1-like
Exons: 3
Coding region: 1-1089 (362 amino acids)
Source: RefSeq, a predicted model, not a curated record
AUGACAACAACAAAAAAGAUUCAUGGUGGUAACUAUGUGAAUCUUGUGAGUUCAUCAUCAUCAGAGUCAAGUGAUGAGGAAGACAAAGAAGUUUCUAACCAAGAAUAUCUUCAUGAUCUGGACGUAGAUACAACGGUAUGUGUAUUGAAUCAAUUCAUUCUCGACGACUCAAUUCUCGCCGAGUAUGGUAGAAAAGAAGGAGGAGAUAGUAGUGACGAUGAAAUACAAGUGUUGAAGGAAUUUGAUGUUGAAGAUAAAAAAUGUGGUGGUUGUGACGGCAAUGAUAAUGACAGAAAAGGUGACAAUAAUUCAAUGGAAUUAUUGAGUUGGGUUAAAAAUGUUGCGGUGAAUUCUUAUGGUGAAUCUAAAGUUGGUUUAACUUGUAAUAAUAAAAACCCUGAGAAGAAGAAGGUUUUGUCGUAUAGAGAGGCUGCCUCCAACAAAAAAAGAUUUAGGUCAAGCAGGGAACAACAAUUUUGGAAGAGUCAGAAAAUGUGUCCAUCAUUGUAUGAAGAAGAGCCUAAGGAUGGAAUGUAUAACCUUAGGAAGAAGCUCAAGAAAAAUAAUAAUGAGAGAUUUUCAUCUAAAAGAUCCACAUUUUCUAUUCGUACUUCUUCAAAUGCAUCAUUGGAUCCUCAAAAUCAAGAAGAAAAAAAAGAAGACAAAGAAAAAAAACAUACAGCCAAAAAGAUGUCUAACAAUUCUAAACAAAAAUCGUUUUUUGAUCGACACGUGAGAGUAAAGCAUGUCCCUAUAGGUCCAAGACACCAAGUUAUGGUGCCGGAAUGGAACGGCGGCGGCGGCAUAGCUUCCUUGGAAAGCGACUCAAAGUGGUUAGGUACAAGAAUAUGGCCAUUAAAAGAUGGAAUGAAUCCAAGAGUUAUGAUUGAAAGGGAUCCAAUUGGAAAAGGAAGACAAGAUUCAUGUGGCUGUUUGGCACGAGGUUUAGUAGAUUGUGUUGGAUUUCAUGUUGCUCAGAAAAGGACUAAACUCAAGCUUGAAUUAGGUAGAGCUUUUUAUGAGUUGGAUUUGGACAAACCAAGAACAGAUAUGAGGAAGUUGUUAAGUGAGGAAGAAGAGGAAGAAUAA